Molecule: messenger RNA, 2824 nt
Organism: Dipodomys ordii (Ord's kangaroo rat)
Lineage: Eukaryota; Metazoa; Chordata; Mammalia; Rodentia; Heteromyidae
Gene: Znf467
Product: zinc finger protein 467
Exons: 5
Coding region: 91-1854 (587 amino acids)
Biological process (GO): regulation of transcription by RNA polymerase II
Molecular function (GO): DNA-binding transcription factor activity, RNA polymerase II-specific; RNA polymerase II cis-regulatory region sequence-specific DNA binding
Source: RefSeq, a predicted model, not a curated record
GGAAGCAGGGGAGUGUGCGGCGGGGCCAGUGGACGGCGCUGCACGGGGGUCUGUGGCCUCAUUCCCCAAGGGGAGCUAUACCUGGCUGUCAUGAGAGAGACUUUGGAGGCUCUGAGCUCCCUGGGAUUCUCCGUGGGACAGUCUGAGAUGGCCCCACAAAGUGAGCCCAGGGACGGGUCCCACAAUGCCCAGGGGAAGGUGUCCUCUCGGGAAGACAGUGUACUGGGCACGUGCUCAGGGCUCAAGGCUGCUGGCCCGGAGGAAGAGGCCCAGAUGGAACAAGCUGAAGGCCCCUGCAGAGGUGGCCAGGCCUGUGUCCCACAGAAGACCGAGCCCGUGGGCUCCUGCUCUGGGGACGAGUGGAUGAUUCGGAAGGUGAAGGUGGAGGAGGAGGAUCAGGAGGCGGAGGUCGAGUGGCCGCAGCAUCUCUCCUUACUCCCCGGCCCCUUUGCCGCCCCUGAUCUGGGGCACCUGGCGGCCGCGUAUAAACUGGAGCCGGGGGCUCCGGGGACUCUGGGCGGGCUGGCGCUGACCGGGUGGACCCCGAUCGCCCUCCCCGAGAAGCCGUACGGCUGCGGGGAGUGCGAGCGGCGUUUCCGGGACCAGCUGACGCUGCGGCUGCACCAGCGGCUGCACCGCGGCGAGGGCCCCUGCGCCUGCCCGGACUGCGGCCGCAGCUUCUCGCAGCGCGCGCACAUGCUGCUGCACCAGCGCAGCCACCGCGGCGAGCGGCCCUUCCCGUGCUCCGAGUGCGACAAGCGCUUCAGCAAGAAGGCCCACCUGACCCGCCACCUGCGCACGCACACCGGCGAGCGGCCCUACCCGUGCGCCGAGUGCGGCAAGCGCUUCAGCCAGAAGAUCCACCUGGGCUCGCACCAGAAGACGCACACCGGCGAGCGGCCCUUCCCCUGCGCCGAGUGCGAGAAGCGCUUCCGCAAGAAGACGCACCUGAUCCGCCACCAGCGCAUCCACACCGGCGAGCGGCCCUACCAGUGCGCCCAGUGCGCGCGCAGCUUCACGCACAAGCAGCACCUGGUGCGGCACCAGCGCGUGCACGAGGCCGCCAGCCGGGCCCUGCCCUCCCCCGCCGAGGCGCCCGCCUCGCCCCCGGCCCUGCCGGCCUCCGCCUCGCCCCCCGGCCCCAAGCCUUUCUCCUGCCCCCACUGCGGCCUGGGCUUCGGCUGGAAGAAGAACCUGGCCACGCACCAGCGUCUGCACCGCAGCGAGGGGGCUCCGUUUGGAUGCGACGAGUGCGCCGCCGACGUGGACCCCGCCGCCGCCGCCGCCGCCGAGCCCUUGGCCUGCGGCCCCGGAUCCAGCCCGCCGGACCCCCCGGGCGCCGGCGGCGAGCGAGCCUUCUUCUGCCCCGAGUGCGGUCGCGGCUUCGCCCACGGCCAGCACCUGUCGCGGCACCGGCGCGUGCACACCGGGGAGCGGCCCUUCGCCUGCGCGCAGUGCGGCCGUCGCUUCGGCUCCAGACCCAACCUGGUCGCCCACGCCAGGGCCCACAGCGGGGCCCGGCCUUUUGCCUGCGCGCAGUGCGGCCGCCGCUUCAGCCGCAAGUCCCACCUGGGCCGCCACCAGGCCGUGCACACGGGCAGCCGCCCCCACGCCUGCGCCGUCUGCGCCCGCAGCUUCAGCUCCAAAACCAACCUGGUCCGCCACCAGGCCAUCCACACCGGCUCCCGCCCCUUCUCCUGCCCGCAGUGCAGCAAGAGCUUCAGCCGCAAGACCCACCUCGUGCGGCACCAGCGCAUCCACAGCCAGGCCGCCCUCCCCACGGCCUCCGCCGACCUCUCGGCCCCGGCCUGGCCCAACCCCACCGAGGUGGCCCCGCCCCCCCUCUUCUUCUGAGCUCCAUCCGUUUGUCCUCACCGGGAUCCUUGCUUGGCUCACAGAUUCCAGGGAUCACCCCGGCCAGAUGCCUCCUGGGCUGUUGGUACAAAGAAAGAACCUGGAUAGGUGUGACUUGUGUCCCCUACCCCACCCCCAGCGUCCGGAAAGGAAAGGUGUGCCCGGCGCAGUGCUGGCCAUGCGCCCACAGCGAUGGCGCAGAGAGAAUCCAUAGAUCCAUCAGGAAGCACGCAUUUCCUGGGUCCAGCGGGGCCGCCGAGGGAAAGAACGGCCGUUAUCUUGUGUACCUAAAGGGCCAUUAAGAUCCUAUCCAAAGUUCCAGGGAUGUUAGCCCAGAGCCAAUCAGCCUGACUGUUCAACCCCCUGCCCCAUCAACGGCCCUGGGAAGAGCCCUUCGGUAUCACUUGCUGAUAAUUGGCUCUUCCAAAUCAAAAUGUACCGAGUUCCAUUGCCAACCCCCUAUCCUUCCAACUUCCACCUCAGAUGUUUGACAAGGAAGAGACAUUUGUCAACGUUCCCCUUGGGCCAGGUGUUGAAGACUAGGGCUGAAGGGAAGGAAGGCAGGCAGAGCUGGGCCAGCACCUUUGGUCUUCCCCAUGAGGUAAGGAGGCUCCCAGAGCCCGGGCUUCUGCCUGUGCACAGCUCCCUCAGGGAGCUUGGAACAGCAGCCUCACCUGCUACCCGUCUGGAGGUGGGGAAGGAAGUAGCAGUAGCACCUGAACCUCAGAAGAAGGUUGCUUCCACGUACUUGCUGCCAGAUGCUUUUCUGAUGAGGGAUGCUCCAUGCAGAGGCUCUGCAGGCCAGGCAUGCGAGCUGGGACUAGCUGGCUGUGAGGGGAGAGGCAGGGUAGUGGGGACAUCCCGGGCUUGGACGGGGAAGUCUUGGUUUUGCCGCUUCCUCUGGGUCUUGGAGCCCAGCAUCUGUCUGUCUGGACCUCUGUUUCCUCAUUAAAAUGAGAGUUGAUGUUAA